Messenger RNA from Mizuhopecten yessoensis (Yesso scallop), 7493 nucleotides. RefSeq lists its product as uncharacterized. Lineage: Eukaryota; Metazoa; Mollusca; Bivalvia; Pectinida; Pectinidae. The record is from RefSeq and is a predicted model, not a curated record. The coding region runs from base 95 to 766 and encodes 223 amino acids. The transcript is spliced from 5 exons. Gene Ontology annotation, molecular function: protein binding.
CUUUAUCAACGGUUUCCCGCGAAUGAAAGUAGAAGAAUAUUGAUGCCAAAUCUAUGUCUAACCAACUCAAAGAUAAUUGAAACACGAGAGAACAAUGCCUGCACGUCGUGCUCAGAGAUGUGGCUGUGGAAGAGGAGUGUUUGGACUUAUAGACUGGACCACACCCCUCAGACGACCAGCUGCUCUGAAGAAUUUUCAGGAUGCCCCAGUUUCUCCUGGAGUAACUUCCCCUCAAUCAUGUACCUCCCCUUUCUCUCCAUUUCCAAUUUCUCCAGGAAAUGCUGUUGGUUCUUGGGCAGAUGCCAUGGAGAGUCCAUCUGCUAAGAAGUUCAAGUGUGGAGACAAACUGUUGAUGAAAUACAGCUACACAGCCAAUGAAGACAGUCCUUUGGAUCAGCCUGAACUUAACGUUUGUCAGCAGGAUUACAUAGAAUUUGUCUGUUUCCAUGCCGACAACCAACUGUGGUCCCGUGUGUGUAAUGCUAACGGGAAGGAAGGUUAUGUACCGACAGAUUAUCUCAUGAUUGUGGAAGAACAGGUGAAUUCAUUGCCAUGGCUACCAAAGUCAGCCGAGGUACAGCAAGAAAAAGUUGAAUAUAAGCCAUACAAAUCUGCAUACCAGUCCAACAUGGCCAAGGAAUCCUCGAAGCAACAGUACACCUGUGAUAUCUGUUGUCGUGAGUUUAAUGGACCCUUGCCAUACAAUGCUCACAUGAAAAGUAAAGCACACAUGGAGGAGGUCAUGCUACUAGAGGACAAUUCCUGAGGGCGGGCAACAUGUAAGGGGAGACAACUAGUAAGGGGAGACAACUCAUAAGGGUAGACAACUCAAAAGUGGAAACAACUCAUAAGGGUAGACAACUCAUAAAGGGAGACAACUCGUAUGGGGAGACAACUCGUAAGGGUAGACAACUCAUAAGGGGAGACAAAUACUAUUGACUGUUGGCUACAAUUAUGACAGGAUACCUGUGGAGGGUAGGCAGCUAUCUCUGAGGACUCAUCUGUGUGGUGAUCUGUUAUAUAUGAAAUUAUAUCUUUUGGAGGGAGACAACUAUUUUAAAAAGACAUCACUUGAUGGUGUUAUACCUAUCAUGAAAGGACAUUUCAUGAUGGUAGACAAGAAACCCUCAGAAGACAAAUCAAACUGUAGACUUAUAUCAUCAGGAUUUAUAUUGUGAGUAAAGAAAAAUAUCAGGAAACAAAAUUUAAGAUAAAUAUCAUCAGAAGACAACCUUACAUUGAAGACAGGUGACUACUUUAAGGGAAUCUCUGAGGUGAGAAGUUUUCAAAGAGGCUACAUCCUUAAAGAUUUUAUCCAAGCUUGAGAGUCAACUCAAAAAGUCAUGCCCCCAAAAAAUGUCAAAUAUGAAGGUAUAGGAAUACUAGAAAAAAGUCUACAGCAAGGCCAUGAUGCAUUAUGUAAGGCGAGCUAACUCUCAUAAAAUCUUACAAGGGGAGAUAAUUAAAAUGCCAAAAUUAUUCACAUAUAAUGCAACAUUGUUAUUGGUAAAAUACAGGUACAUGUAUUGAUUUACGGCUUAAGGCUGUAAGUUGUGGUUUAUUAAUAUGUUACAGUUAGUAUUAUUUAGAUAUAACUAUGAAUCAUGUAUGAUAUUAUACUUGUUUUUAUGUCAUUUAGUGUCUAGUGUUGAAAUGAAGAUGUUCCUGAUGUAAUUAUAAUUAUGUAUUAUUAGGCUUUGAUGUUCACUAGUUCAUCCUUAUUUUGCCACACGUUUUGUUUUACUUAUUCUUGUUUUGUUGUUUGUUUUGCGUAAAGAUGACAAACAUUCCGUUAUUUUUCUUUUCACUUAUGUAACGAGAUUGAAUGUGUAUGAAAUAACCAGAAUGUAUGUGAUACAUACAUGUGUAUGUACAUUCAUGUUUUGGUAUCCUAGGUUUAAGUGAUUGUAUAACAACAGAACUAGCUUCCUUCACUUUUUACAGACAAAAGGUAAAAUGACAACCGAACGGCAUCAUUGUAUAGUAAUUUCAGUGUUUAUUUUUACCAAUAACAAUGUGUUUCCACUGAAUUUUAGAUAUUGGGGUAAAUAUUUGAUACAUUUUCAAGAUUCUGUAUCCCUAGGUUUUUAGUUACAAAGAGCAAUUGUUGAAAACUGGCGUUGCAACCAACUGUUUUAGGGAUGAAAAACCCUCAUUUUGGGAUAUCUGGGAACACUGAACUUAUUCCUAAAGUUGGUGCAAACAGUCAAAAAAUAAAAUCUAUCAAAGAAUAUUGAUACAUUAAUAUUUUGUACAUUCUAAGCAGGUAAAUUAGCAGGUGCAGUUUGUGAAAUGUUUAAAUACAUGGUGACUGAUAGCUAAUUAUUGAAAUGUUAAUUCAUGGAGUAAAUAGUAUGUUAUAAUUCCAAUAUACAUUAUUAUUAUUUGCUGAUUUAAAUAUAUACCAUAAUGAUCAGAUUCCUGGUAAAUAUUCAUUUCUUGUUCAUGUUUCAUAUGAAAAUGAUCAUAAAUAAAUACUCUUCACUGCCUUUAAAUUGAUUAUGUGUAGUGGAUACUUUUUGUAGAAAAUGAUUUUGGUGGCAAACCAUUCAAAUUGUUUUGUUGUGUUCAUGAUGUCAACUUCACGAGGUACAAAGUGGACAUAGUUACAUGUUCGUGUUAAACACCGAACUCAUUCACCCCUGAAAUUUUGUAAUGAACUAUUCCAACCUUUGAAUUGGAAGAGUUCAAAUGUGUCUUCAGGGGUGAAUGAGUUGAUACACAUAUCAUUGUUUCACCCAUUGUAAUCUCCAUAAUACAGUAUUAUGACUCUUCAAGAGAAAAUCUAAGAAAUGUUCAUGUUUCCAUUUUUGUUCACUGAAGCCAAAGAUUAAAGAACAUGUCUCAUCUAAUUUCUAUAAAUUCUGUCCUACAUUUAUAUGUACAGAGUAUGUCUCCCUUGAUCUCUAGGAGGUUUCUUGUACAGUUAUAUAUACACACCAUAUUUGCCAUAAUCAGUGCCCUUGCCCUUUCCCUCAGCAUGUUUUAAAGGAUAUAAUGCCACCUUUUCCCGGGAAAGAUGUAUCAGAUAUAUCCAAGACAUAUUUCCUUAUUCACUUUAUAUCUGAUACUUCAGCCUGUGUACCAAUAAGACUGUUUUACAGUUCUGUUGUAAAAAAGGAAAUAAAAAACAUUUUUUUUUAAUUCUCCGUCAGAAUAUGUCCGACAGUUAUAUUGUCUUGCAUUGUAACAGCAACUGCCACAACCUAUCAUUUGUUAUCUUAAUAACCGCCCUCUGAACCCUUUCAUCACUGUAGACCAUAAUGGACUCACCCAGAUAAAUGUAUGGUAGACUCUCCUUAAGUUACCCAAGGGUGAAAGGUUAAGCCAAUUUUCCGGAGCCCUGGCCAUUGGCCCUGAUUAUGGCAAAUACUGUACAGUGUGUUACGCUUAAUAUGAUGUGUCAUUUGUCAAGGACAAUGUGAUAUCAAGUGAAAUAUGACUUAAACAGAAAUAAUCUAAAUUUAAAGUAAAUUGUGUUCACAGACACAUGAAUGUCAGUUUUUGAGAAAUCAGAUUUUAAAUACUUAGCCAUUUUUGGUAUUAAGCCCUUGUUGGAAACCUUCAGCAGCUGGAAAAAUGAAAAUCAAAGUAUAAAAUGACCCCUCAGCCAUUUAACUCAUUCACCCCUGAUAUUUCAUAAUGAACUAUACCAACCGUUGAAUUGGAAGAGUUCAAAUGUGUCUUCAGGGGUGAAUAAUAAAAGUCAUUAAUACUUAAUAUAAAACAACUUAAAUCGCAUAAAUAUGGACAGAAAAAAUGGUUCUUUUAUAUUAGGUAAACAUAUUAUUAUCAGAAGUAUUAAAAUAAAGCAGCAAAACAUAAAAAAUAAACCAUUGUUUUAAUGUGAUAUAAAUUGUUGAUUGUCACUAAACUUUUGUUGAUUUAAACAUAUUUUUAUUGCCUUGAAAAUGACUAAAAGGAUUGGGCACAAGUUCUUACAACUUAAUUUAGCCCUCUCCUAACUUAAGUACAUUUUACGUACAUCAAAUCUGUCUUAUUUUUUUUUUUAUAUUUAAGUUAAAUUCACAAAAUAGGUUGUUGACAACUGUUUCUCUGUACCCCAACCUCCUCAUAGAGAAUUAAGCGAUAUUUUCACACAGAUAAAGAAAAAAUAUUCUUCGAACAUGAUGUAAUUGUUGUAAAUAAGACUACUAGAAACGGUUUGUAUCCUUUAUGUACUUACAUACAUAGGUAAAGGUUUUACUGUUUUGUUCAAAAGUGAGAUCAUGAUUACCCCAGAGAAGUGUGUUUAUGUCUGUUAGGAGGAUCUCUGGAAGAUUUAAGUUCCUAAGAUUUCUUACCUGAGGUGAUUUCUUACAGUUGAGUAAUUUGGACAUGUAUAGAAAUAGUGAUGUACAUUUUCUACUGCCCCACUUAAACAUAAAGGUUUUUCGCCGAGGUUAAUUCUAUAAAGGUCAUAUUGUAGAUCGCUGCAUUCGUUCCUAAGUCUAGUGUGUAAAGUUGUCUAUUUUCUACUUUUGUUUGAUUAUAAUAAUACCACAUGUAUCAACAUAAGAGGUGUUCACAGUGUUGUGCUUUUGUCAAACUGGAAGUGUUGCAUUGAGAUUUGUGGGCCAAACAUUUGUUUGAGGUCAUUUCGGGUCAUUCUUGGCAAAUAAAGUUGUCCUAAGUCAUCUGUAGGUCUUAGUGGUCGUUCUGGUCCCAAAAAGUUUUUUGUGUGUCUCGGUGAUCAUUCAAUGGUGGUGGUAAAUAAAAAGAUUAAUCUGUCUCUGUUAAUUGAAACUAUCGAUAAAUCUUAUGCUGGAAUUAAAAUGGAACUAGAAUAUUACCUCAUGUCUGUAUGGAUGAAAAAUAUGUACAUGUACAUACAUGUUUCAAGGUUUCACAGAUGAAGUCAUGGCUUCAAGGUGAAAAUGCUUCUUAAAAUCAUAGAGGUCAGGUCAUAGUGCUUCUCAAGGUGGCACAGGUCAGGUUAUAGCUGCUCAAGGUCACUAGGGUCACUUUAUAGCUGUUCAAAGUCACUAGGGUCAGGUUAUAGCUGCUCAAGGUCACCAGGGUCAGGUUAGCGCUGCUCAAUGUCACUAGGGUCAGGUUAUGGCUUCUCAAUGUCACUGGGGUCAGGUUUUAGCUGCUCAAGGUCAAUAGGGUCAGGUUAUAGCUGUUCAAGGUCACUAGGGUCAGGCUAUAGCUGCUCAAGGUCACUAGGGUCAGGUUAUAGCUGUUCAAGGUCAGUAGGGUCAGGUUUUAGCUGUUCAAGGUCACUAGGGUCAUGUGUUAGCUGCUCAAGAUCACUAGGGUCAGGUUAUAGUUGCUCAAGGUCACUAGGGUCAGGUUAUAGCUGCUCAAGGUCACUAGGGUCAGGUUAUAGCUGAUCAAGGUCACUAGGGUCAGGUUUUAGCUGCUUAAGGUAAUUAGGGUCAGGUUUUAGCUGCUCAAGGUCACUAGGGUCAGGUUAUAGCUGUUCAAGGUCACUAGGGUCAGGUUAUAGCUGCUCAAGGCCACUAGGCUCAGGUUAUAGCUGUUCAAGGUCACUAGGCUCAGGUUAUGGCUUAUCAAGGUCACUAGGCUCAGGUUAUGGCUUCUCAAGAUCACUAGGGUCAGGUUAUAGCUGCUCAAAGUAACUAGGGUCAGGUUAUAGCUGAUCAAGGUCACUACAUGUAUGGUCAGGUUAUAGCUGCUCAAGGUCACUAGGGUCAGGUUAUAGUUGCUCAAGGUCACUAGGGUCAGGUUAUAGCUGCUCAAGGUCACUAGGGUCAGGUUAUAGCUGAUCAAGGUCACUAGGGUCAGGUUAUAGCUGCUCAAGGUCACUAGGGUCAGGUUAUAGCUGAUCAAGGUCACUAGGGUCAGGUUAUAGCUGCUCAAGGUCUCAUGAGUCUAAUACUUCAAAUAAUUAUACAUGUACAUCAAGUGUUCAUAGAUUGGAUGUCUGCUGUUAAGUUACUGAAAUUGGAGGACCAGCCUCUCAUUGAUAUUGGUUAAAUGCUGCAAAGUGACCGGGUCAGAACAAUUGUUUGAGGUUGAAUCUACAUUACGUUGUCUGUACAUGCCAAAAAAUGUAUACUGGAUUGGUUUAUGAUGAUUUGUAACAUUUCAUAUAACAAAGCCUUGUUAAUCUGGAACCGUCACAUUCUGGACAUUCAUGCUUUAAAACAUAUUUCACCACACGAAUUGUAAAUAUAGAUAAACAAAAGUGCUGUGAGGACCACUUUCUCAGGAAUUGAAGUUCAUGAAUAAUAUCAUAGAAAAGCACCUGGUGCAAAUAUUUCUAUAACGACUGAUGUCUGCGAGAAAAUUGUUGUUUACUGUGUGUUGUCAGGGGUCACACAUAAUCUUUAACCUGUUUCAGGUUAAAAAUUAUUGUGUUACCCCUAACAACACACAGGCAUGACUAAUCCUAUGUGAGCCUGUGGCCAGACAGAACUCCAGUGCCUAACCUGUCCUUUGUCACCCCUGAAAACACUGAAGUUGUAAUCAGUCCUUUACUACAUGUAUGGCUAGAAAUCACUAGAAACACUAAGGAGUGACCAAUCCUAUAUUAAUUAACUGUGUCUCAUCGAGGUGACAUCUAGAAACCUCCAGCCGUUAAAUGUGUCUGCUAAUUAAAAACAUUGAUUGACAACAUUAUGAUUUGUUCAUCUGUUAAUUUGUGAAUCUUGACAUUAUUUUUCAGAAUGUGUAAUGCACAGAUUAAUGAGGUUCAACUUUAUAUGUUGUUUAGCAGGUAAAACUUAUUUAAUUACGUGUGUAAUUAUACAAUUCUAACACUAACUGAGAAGGACCUGAAACUAAAGGGAUACCUGUCUAACCCAACACCUGAGUAUUCUGACAUCCUGUGUAAUUAAUAUUAGGAUUAAAUCUAUCAUUCAUGAAAACUUCCUGAUCAGGCCUGUGUGUUUUAACAUCCUGUGCAGUAUGACCAGUAUGAUAUGUCCCACAGGGUAUCAUAUUAGACAGGUUAAUUUAACCAAUGUAAUAUCCCACAGGGUAUCACAUUAGACAGGUUAAUUUAACCAAUGUAAUAUCCCACAGGGUAUCACAUUAGACAGGUUGAUUUAACCAAUGUUAUAUUCCACAGGGUGUCAGAUUAGACAGGUCAAUGUGACCAAUGUAAUGUCCCACAGGGUAUCAUAUUAGACAAGUUAAUUAGACAAAUGUUGUGUUCCAUAGGGUGUCAGAUUAGACAGGUUAAGUUAAAGAGAGUUUAGUUUUAACCAAUGUUAUAUCCCACAAGGUGUCAGACUAGACAAGUUAAUCUGACAAAGGUUAUAUACCACAGUGUAUCAGAUUAGACAGGUUAAUUUGACCAGUAUUAUAUGUCCCACAGGGUGUCCGAUUAGACAGGUUCAUCUGACAAAUAUAUUGUGUCCCACAGGGUAUCACGUUAGACAGGUUAAUUUGACAAAUGUUGUAUUCCCCCAGGGUGUCAUAUUAGACAGGUUUCACUGUAUAUUUGUUCAACAUAUACAAAAUGUUGAAGGUGAAUGAGUACAACAUAAACUGAAGGUUAAGAUGACUAACAGGCUGUUUGG